Clunio marinus is the source of this 5793-nucleotide messenger RNA. The record is from the annotation of a GenBank genome assembly. Lineage: Eukaryota; Metazoa; Arthropoda; Insecta; Diptera; Chironomidae.
AUCUGUUACAAUAUCUCAUAAUUUUUUUUACGAAGUUGAUAACUUUAAGCCACCACAUAAUAUUAUUUUGUUGCCUUCUACAUAAUAACAAAAACUUUUCAAUUGUUUUUCUCUGAAACUUUCCAUCUGAAAGAUAACAGAAAUAAAUUUAUUUCUUUUCUUCUUUAGAAGUUUGCAAUGGUUCAGUUAGAAUAAGUUUUGCUAUUGAUUGAGAACAGAUUUGAUUGAUUUCUUUUGAAAUGAAAUUGAUUUGUUCGGAUAAAAUCAACGAGAUGCGUCUAGGUGGUGGUGAAAUUUCACGAAAUUGAUUUUUGAUGUCAUCUCCAGAUAACGCUUUUUGACCUUGUGCGACACGUGCACUGUUUUCAAGAGAUAAAUAAUUCAAUUGUCUUUGUUUUUCAUGUUCUUGUCGAACACAUGAAUAUUGAUAUCUGUUAAACUUGACAGUUUCUUGAAUGAGAUCGUCAGUUCGACUCAUCAUUCCACGAAUUUGCUUUUCCAACACCCCCACAGUGCCAAGAUCAAGAUAUUGAGAACCUUUUUCUUGUGGAAGAGUUUCAUACAUAUCAAGAAGUAAGAUGUUUGUGAGUGAUGAGCUUUUAAUGUGAAUUGGAAUUUCCACGACAAGCUUUUCAAAUCCAACUCCAAGUUCUUGUAAUGCUUUAAAAGUUUGAGCACCUUCUUUAUACAUUUUGAUAGCUUGUUCAGACAAUCUAUAAGCUUUUAAGGGCAUAACACCUCGAAUUGAUCUGUCGGAAUCGUAAACAAUAACAACAGAUUCAGAAAUGCAUGUUUGAUAAUUAAAUUGCGAUUCAAGAAGAGUUUCGGUCAAAAAUUUCGUGUUGCUUGCUGAUUGAUACCAGCCAACAUGAAACAUGUCAACAUUAACAACGCGCAAUCGUCUCAUCAUCGCCCAUUGAUAUUCUUCAUCGUCAGAAGACUCAGUCAUGUUGUUUGGAUAUGGAAAACAGUGCGUUAUUUCUAACCUAGUUCCAUCCAGCAUACCAAGAAUAGCACCUUGUGGAAGGUCUAAUGAAGUUUGAGACUCUUCAUGACAAUGUUUCGCCAUUUUCAGAAAAACCGAAGCGUCACAUUGAAUAUGAUUUAUUUGUAGUUUAUCCAUUUUAUCAAUUCGCAGCUCUAAGAAAUUUGCUCAAAGCUCGCUUUAUUAUGAACGAAGAUUUUAUAAUAAAGUCUUGAGAGUGAUUGCGAAAUUAAAAUCUUCGCACCCCGUUGAAAAUUGGAAUAGCUUCGUAUGAGGUACCAGAUUGCAUAAAAGCGGGAACCGAGACGCUUAACAAAGUUCUACUUAAAACUCGGUAAUAAAAUAGAAAUUAAUAUGGCUGGUUCAAAUAAUCAAAUCAAGAUCAUUAAAAUUGAAAGCGCUUCAUGUUUUCACUUUAUAUAUCUGAAUGAAACGAAAAACUUGAAAGGUGCUGCUUUCAAAGAAGGGAACAUGAAGCUAACAAACACCAAUAAUGACAAGGAUGUGAUUUAUCAAGGUUCACUAUUUGUUCAACCGACUGAAGAAACUUUCGACUAUAAGGAAUGCAAAAUUCUCAGAAAAUGGUCGUUAGAAGCUCUUGAAGUCACCAAAAAUUUCGUGAAGUUUGCAAAACAAUUACGUUUUUUUAAAAGACAUGUGAUUGACAAUAUAAUUAUUGGUGACAUUGAAGCUACAAAUGAACAGGGAGAGAUAUUUAGUUUGUCAGAAAUUUUGAUUAGACUUGGUCAUGCAAAAAUACCAGAAGAUAAUCAACAUAAUAAAGCGCUCCAUCAAUCAUUUGAUCCAAAACAGGAAGAUGAAAUUGUUUCGGAUCCUUACAAAACAGAAGUGCCAAAAAAUGUACCAAAAGAGUCUUCACUUGAAAAAGCAUUAAAUUCCUGUUUUCAAGACACUAUUCAAGGACGGGAAACUGCAGAAUCUUUGAACACAAAAUCUUCUGAUAAUAAAUCCAAUAUUAAAAUGGUAACAGUCACCGACUUCUUCAAAAAUGAGUAUUCCAAUGCUAUUUGCAUGCAAGGAAUGAAAAAGGACAACGAUGUCACUUCAAGAACAACAAGUCACGAAGGAUCUUUCGGUUCUUCCGAAAUUUCUCUGAAAGAAACCGAAAUCAAGUCGCAAAUCAUGAGACAAAAUAUUUCCAUAAUUGAUUCGCCUACAUUUUCGGAAAAAAAUACAUGUAAUGAUUUGACUCGGAUUAUAAAAGAAGAACGCAAAAUUAUUGGAAGUGAAGAUGUUGCGAAGAUCUUCGUACACGGCAAAAAUUUACAAAAACCUUUGGAAAACUUAACAAGCGCUUACUUCCAUAAAGAAAUUCAUGAAAAUAUGCGAAAAAUGAAAUUCUGUUCAUUAUAUCGUACACAAUCUUACAGCAUACCAAAUAUUCUAGAGGGAAGAUCAGCAUUCAUUAUCAAUGCAAACCGAUCGGGCAAAACUUUUUCUUAUCUUCCAGCACUUCUCAGCUUAAUUUGGAACGAUCAUGAGGAUGAAAUUGAAACAAAUGGAAUUGGACCAGUCGCUGUGAUUAUUGCAAGAUCAUCACGAGAAGUUGACAUUAUUUAUGAUUACUGCAAGAAACUUGCACCGGGGAAGAACGUUGAAAUCAUAAAAGCGUCUGGAAUUUGGAAUUUUGAAGAUAAGAAGAUUGAAUUAUUGAAUGGAUGCGAAUUGCUGAUCACAACACCGCCUUGUUUCAAACGUUUAUCGUCAGGAAAAGUAAUUCGUGCAUUUAACAAAAAUCGAAUCAAUCAUUUGAUUUUUGAUGGAAUUCAUUCAAUGUUUAAUAUUUUUCCUGAUGAAAUCAAUGAAAUUAUUAAGGUUUGCACUCACGGUACAAAAUAUCCUGAGAAAAAUCCUCAAUUGAUUAUGACAUCGUCAAGUUGGGAUGAAUAUCUUCAAAGUUUUAUGAAAUUAACAUGUGAUCCUAUGAUAAUCUUUGGAAGUUACAUAGAAGCAGCACUAUUUGCAAAAUGUUACUUUAAAAUUACAAAGAAAACUAUCAUAUCGAAGUUCGAAAUUUUACAAAACAUUUUAAUGAACGAAGAAUGGCGAAUGGAACGAACAUUGAUCGUGUUUAAUUCACAAACUGAAAUCAAUCAGUUCAAGGAUUUUAUUUCCAAAUCCAGUCACUCAUACAAGGUCAUUGAUUCACGUAUUCAAAGCGAUGAUAUCAAAAUAAUUAUUGAAAAUUGGAUGAAUGAAGAAUUUGGAGAUUUUUCAAUUCUUUUAGCAACGGAUGAAAGUUUACUUAAUUCGUCGUUCAACAACAUUCAAGUUUUAAUACAUUUUUCACUUCCUGAUACGUGGACAAGUUUCUCACGUCGUUUUGUGACAAUGUUCGGAUACUUUAAGAAACACUUGAAUGAAGAAUUGGAUGAGCGAGCAUCGACAGUAAUUUUGUUAGAUGAUGAAAAUGUCGAAGAACUUCCACACUUGAUAGAUUUCGUUCAAAAGCGACACAUUUUGAAUCACAUUCCAAGUGAAAUCAAUGAAAUCGUUCAGCGUAUAAUUGACGAGCGAGAAAAACAAAAGCAUGAUCCAAUGUAUGAGAAUAUUAUGCCGAUUUGCCAAAAUAUUCUUCAAUUCGGUUCAUGUAUCAAUUCAACAAUAUGCAAACGUCGUCACAUCUUCAUUGAUAACGAUCGAUCAAUAAACAUUCCAUGUGAUGGCUUGGUGAAGUUUGAUAUUGUUGGUAUUUACAAUCCAUCUCAUUACACGAUAAAAAUUCGUGAAUAUUUACCAGCAAAUGCUAAGAAAUGGAUUUCCUGUGAAACAAAAUUAAGAACCAUUGAAGAUUCACUUGAAGCUCUUCAAAUCAUCAUGAAUAAAGAAAAUAUCGUUCAAGUUAAUGCAAAAACGAAUGAUAUUUGUGCUGUUUUCUGUCCCCAAAGAAUCAAAUGGCUUCGUUGUAAAGUUCUUGAGAUUCAAUAUCCAGGAAAAGCAAUAUCGCAAGUUCACGUUUAUCUUCUUGAUUAUGGACGAAAAAUUAAUGUUAAAACAACAGAUUUGAAAGUUUUAUCCGAGGAAUAUAAAUUGUUGGAUCCUUUGGUCACAGAUUUAAGAGUCGUUAAUCUCAUUCCAUAUGAUAAUGAUUUGACAUUUGACGUUGACACAUCAAGUCAUUUAGCGAAAUUCUUCGAUUCAAUCUCUAAAGUUGGCGAUUACAUGAUUUGUAAAGUUGAAAUGUCACUUCAUAAUGUCAUUUUUACUGAAACAUUUGAGAUUCGUAAAUGUUUAAAAGGUUGUCGGGUUGAUGUGACGAAAUAUUGGAUGAAAAAAGAUAUGCUUGAAAAGAAACUUUGUUCGUAUGAUGAAAAUGUCAUGGAGAAGCUUACGAAUCUUGCUAAACGUUCAGGUUUAUAUGUUCCAUCAGAUGAACAUCCAGUUAAAGAUCCUGAAAUUGAAAAGGAAAUAAAAUCAAUAGAAGAAGCUCAACCUCGUUGGAAAGAUUUGAAAAUUGGAAGCACACACGAAGUUAAAUUGAAGCAUUUUGAAAGUGAAAAAUCUUUCUACGUUCUUAAAGAUGAUUCGGAAAAUUCAAUUCUUCGUAACUUUUACAAAACUCUCAACGAACUUGAUGAAGAAUUAAUUCCUUUGCAUCCAAUAAACUGCAAUGAUUUUUGCAUUAUCAAAUGGAGAAAGCGAAACUUUCGUGGAAUUAUUUAUAAAAUAAUCAACAUGGAGAUGAUUAUUGUCCAUUUGCUUGACUGUAGUCAUUUAAUCAAAUGUUCGGAAUCUUUCAUUUACAAACUUCCAACUGAUUUCAUCAACAAAAUGCCUUUUCAAUCAAUUCAUUGUCAAUUUUCAUUAAUAAAGCCGAAAAUUGCAAUCAAACAGUCACAACAAGAACAAUCAAAUGAAAAUUUUCGAGACUUCUUUUUGAAAUCUUGUCGUGAAAAGUUGGUGAAAAUUUUGAUUUAUGAGAAAAGUUCAAGUGAAAAUAUUUACGGCGUUCUUAUUUACGAUGUCGUGAGUGAGAAACUUUUGGAUUUAGAUGCUGUCGAAAAAGGAGUCGCUGAUUGUGAUGAGAAACUUAAAGAUUUUGCAUCGGAAAAUGUGAUGAGAGUCGAAGAGAAAUCAAAUGAAGAACGUUUCAUGAAGUUGCUUUUUGAUGCUGACAAUGAUGUUGAUUUUAAUAUAAAGCUUGAAGAUUUAGGUCUGAAAACUCCAGAUCCGAUUGCAAAAGUUUUGUCUCAAGAAAAGGUGAAGCCGAUUGAGUUGAAGAAGCCAACAAAUGUCGAAAACAAGAAGGAAAAAUCGGAGAGUCGCUUAUAUUACAUUGAAAAGCAUCCGAAGAUUGAAUAUCGACAGAAUAAAAUGAUGCUUCAAUUGAUAGUGACUGCUGUUGACAGCAAAGAUUAUUCUUUAGAGGUCACUGAUUCAAGCUUCACCAUUGGAAUCGUCUACGAAGGCUACAAGGAAUUUACAUCGUUUCGCUUUUACGGGAUAGUCAAAACUGAGUUCACUUCACAUGAGAAGGUUGGACAAACAAUUGCUAUUCGAUUAUUGAAAGCUAUCGUAGGAUCGUGGCCACGUUUAACAUAUCAUAACGAACCAAAUCGAUUCAUUCGAUACAAUGCUGAAGAAAUUACUUUCAAAUUCGAAUGCAAUAAAAAGUCAAUUGCUGGUCUUCCUGCUGGAAUGUCUGAUGAAGAUGAUGAUGAAGUGAUUGACGUUCAAGAUAAAUACAUGACUGAGGAAGAUGAACUCGAACCAAUUUAAUUCUUGUACCUUAACUUUUCAUCUGACAAAUAAAGAAAAUCUGAAUUUAACUGAAUUAAGAAAAUGUA